Phyllostomus discolor (pale spear-nosed bat) is the source of this 4556-nucleotide messenger RNA. RefSeq names its product Rho guanine nucleotide exchange factor 10 (gene ARHGEF10). Gene Ontology annotation, molecular function: guanyl-nucleotide exchange factor activity; protein binding. The transcript is spliced from 28 exons. The coding region runs from base 145 to 4035 and encodes 1296 amino acids. Gene Ontology annotation, cellular component: centrosome. Gene Ontology annotation, biological process: positive regulation of stress fiber assembly; actin cytoskeleton organization; mitotic spindle assembly. The record is from RefSeq and is a predicted model, not a curated record. NCBI's taxonomy places the organism in Eukaryota, Metazoa, Chordata, Mammalia, Chiroptera, Phyllostomidae.
CCCAACUUUAGUGGGGUGCCCCCUGUUCCCACCAAUGACGGUGCAGGUAACGGGGCCGCGAGCAGUCCCCCAACUUCAGCUGGUGGCCCCUGUCUUCCGGGCACAGUGCAGGGCUGCCCCAGGCCCAGGCCUCAGAGCCGCGGCAUGGACCCACCGGAGCCGCCCACCCCUGCGCCCCAAGAAGAUGAAGCCAAAUUCGACGCCAACAACAACGAGGAGGAGGAGGAGGAGGAAGAAGGAGAGCAGUUCGAUUUCGACAGCGGAGACGAGGCUCCGGAGGCAGACAGGUGCGCGCCGGGCGCCCCUGUGGCCAGUCCUGAGGGGACAGCCGCCACUGCCAGCUCAGGAGGGGAAGCUGGGACAGGAGCCGACGGGGGCCUGCCGGCGGAGCCGACCAAGCUGGGGGUCCCCGCGAGAGUCAACCCCUACUCCGUCAUCGACAUCACGCCCUUCCAGGAGGAGCAGCCCCCGCCCCCCUCCCCUGAGGCCCAGGAGGAGGGCGCCAGCCCACCGGUGCCCAGCGGGUACUCCGUGCCCGUGCCCUGCGGCUACGCCGUACCCUCCAGCUUGCCCGCCCUCCUGCCCGCCUACUCCAGCCCCGUGGUUGUGCGCGCUGCGUCCCCGGACGAGGAAGAAGCCCCCGAAGCGGCAGACGGCGGCCAGUGUCCUUCUCCGAGCUCGGAGGACCCCGCGGCGAACAGCGAGGACCGGGCCCACGCCGAGGACAGCGCCCUGGCCCGCUGGGUGGCGGACCCGGCCAACACCGCGUGGAUGGAGAACCCGGAGGAAGCCGUCUACGACGACGUGCCGCGGGAGACCUCCGACUCGGAGCCAGGUGAGCUGAUCUACGACGACGUGGAGAACGGGGACGAAGGCGGGGACAGCUCCCUGGAGCGCGGGUGGAGCUCCAGCGAGUUCGAGAGCUACGAGGAGCAGAGCGACCCCGAGUGCAGGAACGGGGUCCCCGGGUCCUUCCUGCGCAGCAGCCACCGGAAGCAGAUGCAGAAGCUGGUGCAGGCCGCCAAGGAGGGCACCAGGGACGGGCUGGAGAGGACCAAGGCUGCGGUGAAGAGGGGCCGCUCCUUCAUCAGGACCAAGUCCUUCGUCUCCCAAGACCGCAGCCCCGGCUGGGAGGACGAGCGGAGCCUGUUCAUCGACGUGGACUGCCGGCACCCGGACGCCGUGCUGACCCCGAUGCCCGACGGCCUGUCCCAGCAGCAGGUGGUGAGGAGAUGCAUCCUGGGCUCCAUCGUCGACAGUGAGAAGAGCUACGUGGACGCCCUCACCAGGAUCCUGGAGCAGUACGAGCGGCCGCUGGCCGAGAUGGAGCCGCGGAUGCUGAGCGACCGCAAGCUGAAGGUGGUGUUCCACCGCCUCAGGGAGGUGCUGCAGUGCCACCGCCUGUUCCAGAUGGCGCUGGCGAGCCGCGUGGCCGAGUGGGACGACGUGGAGACCAUCGGCGACGUCUUCGUGGCUUCGUUCUCCAAGUCCCUGGUGUUGGACGCCUACAGCGAGUACGUGAACAACCUCAGCGCCGCCGUGGCCGUCCUCAGGAGGACCUGCGCCGCGAAGCCCGCCUUCCUGGGGUUUCUGAAGCAGGCCCAGGAGUCCAGCCCGGACCGCGUCACACUCUACAGCCUGAUGACCAGGCCCAUCCAGAGGUUCCCGCAGUUCAUCCUGCUGCUCCAGGACAUGCUGAAGAACACGUGCCCGGGGCACCCGGACCGGCUGCCCCUGCAGAUGGCGCUGACGGAGCUGGAGACGCUGGCGGAGAAGCUGAACGAGAGGAAGCGGGAGGCGGACCAGCGCUGCGAGGUCAAGCAGAUCGCGAAGGCCGUCAACGAGAGAUACCUGAACAAGCUCCUCAGCAGCGGGAACCGGUACCUCAUCCGGUCGGACGACGUGAUCGAGACCGUGUACAACGACCGCGGGGAGAUCACCAAAACCAAGGAGCGCCGGCUGCUCAUGCUGAACGACGUGCUGAUGUGCGUCUCGGCCGGCGCCCGCACCUCGCACGACGGCCACACUCUCCUCUCGGCCGGCCAGAGGCACCUGCUGAAGUGGAGCGUGCCCCUGGGACACGCGGCCGUCGUGGAGUACGGCAGCCCGGAGGGCCCGGCUGAGCACCCGCCCGAGAGCCUGGCCGUGGUGGCCACCGCGAAGCCACACAAGGUCCACGCGGGGCCGGGGCAGCUGUACCAGGACCUGCAGAACCUGCUGCACGACCUCAACGUGGUCGGCCAGAUCGCCCAGCUCGUCGGGGACCUCAAGGGGCAGUACCAGAACCUGAACCAGGCCGUGGUCCACGACUGGACGGCCGGGCUGCAGCGGCUCGUCCUGCAGAAGGAGGAGGAGAUCCGUGCGGCCGACUGCUGCCGGCUGCAGCUGCAGCUGCCGGGCAAGCAGGACAAGUCCGGGAGGCCCACCUUCUUCACCGCCGUGUUCAGCACCUUCACACCGGCCGCCAAGGAGUCGUGGCUGAGCAGCCUGCAGCUGGCCAAGCUGGCCCUCGAGGAGGACAACCACAUGGGCUGGUUCUGCGUGGAGGACGAUGGGAACCAGAUUAAGAAGGAGAGACACCCCCUCCUCGUGGGACACGUGCCCGUGACGGUGGCCAAGCAGCAGGAGUUCAAGAUCGAAUGUGCCGCCUAUAACCCCGAGCCCCUCCCGGGCCGGGGGGCCCGGCCGGACCCGACAGCCGCCGCCCAGGGCUCCCUGUGGGUGGGGAGCUGCGCCGGUCAGAUGGGCCAGAUCGCCGUCGUCUCGCUGCACAGCUCCAGCCCCAGAGUCACCGAGUGCUUCAACGUGGAGUCGCGCGUCCUGUGCAUGGUGCACGUCCCUGCACCGUGGAGCCCGGAGCCCAGCCCCGCGGCGGAGCCGGGGAGCCCCACCGGGAGCGGGAGCGUGCUGGGCGUCCCCACCGUCUGCCUGGGGACCGAGGAGGGAAGCAUCUCCGUCUACAAGAGCAGCCCCGGCGCCAAGAAGGUGCGGCUGCAGCACUUCCUCGCCCCCGACAAGGCCGCGGUCCUGAGCCUGGCCUGCACGCCGCGUCGCCUGUACGCCGGCCUGGUCGACGGGGCCAUGGCCAUCUAUGCCAAGGCACCAGACGGGUCCUGGGAGCCCGAGCCGCAGGAAGUGGUGAGGCUGGGCGUGCUGCCGGUCCGGAGCCUGCUGACCACGGAGGACGCCCUGUGGGCCGCGUCCGGGGGCCGGGUUUCCAUCGUGGGUGCGGAGACGCACACCGUGGAGGGUCAGCUGGAGGCUCACCAGGAGGAGGGCAUGGUGGUCUCGCACAUGGCCAUCGCUGGCGUGGGGAUCUGGGUCGCCUUCACCUCGGGGUCCACGCUGCGUCUGUUUCACACGGAGACCCUGGAGCACCUGCAGGACAUCAACAUAGCCACCCCCGUCCACCACAUGUUGCCAGGGCACCAGCGGCUGUCUGCGACCAGCCUGCUCGUCUGCCACGGCUUGCUGAUGGUCGGCACCAGCCUGGGGCUCGUGGUGGCCCUGCCCGUCCCUCGUCUGCAGGGCAUCCCCAAGGUGACAGGGAGGGGCAUGGUGUCCUACCACGCGCACAACGGGCCCGUCAAGUUCCUGGUCGCGGCCACCGCUGCCCCCGCCGUGGCAGACAAGGACAAGCCCGGGGACAGCCCGCCCCCCGGCGCGGACCCCCAGGAUGAGGACCGGAAGGAAGCGCCCCCCAGCGAGGGGGCCAGGCCCUGCCAGAGCCCGGGCAGCCCGGACGCCGUGUGGCUGGGGGCUUCGCCGGGCUGCGCGAUACACGGCGCUGAGCUGUGCCCGUCCUCCGGGUCCCUGGAGCCCAGGCCCGAGGACGGCGUCGUCUGUGACCUCCUGCGGCACCCCAGCACCAGGCCGGGCCCCGGGCGGCGGGCCAGGACAGCGAGGGCCAGCUCGGUGCUGGUGGCGUGCGGGGGCCAGGGCCACCGGCGGGUGGGCAGGAGGGCCCGGCAGCCGCGGCCAGAGGAGCUGGCCUCCUCCCUCAUGGUGUGGCAGAUCCCCCUGCUCCAUGUGUGAGGCCAGGCACCGGCCACGGCCGCGCCAUCCAGGGACCGCUCCGCACGGGCUCCUGGGAAGAUAGGUGCAGUGUUGCCGUGAUGAUGGCGUCCUCUGUCCGCGUGUCCUUCUCCCCGUGCGGAGCACCGGGCGAGGCUCCUCGAGGGGGCGGAGACGGCGAUGCCCGAGCUGCCGGGGGCCUGGCCGCUGCAGCCCUGCCCCGGCCCGGCGCUCAGGGGGUCUGCAGCCACGGGCGUGUGGGGCACCAGAGCACGGUCAGCCCUGUAGGGGUCUGUCAACGGCCCUCAACACGCCUUCCUGACGCGGGUCCCCUGCGCGUGGUAUUUAUACCGUGCGCCCUCGGUUCCAGAGCAGCAUUCGCAACGGUGAAGGAAGCCGGGUAAUGGGGCCGUUGGCGGGUGUUACGGGCUGCCUGACAUGAGCUGGGUUUCCCAAAGCGACACAGUGCACACGUUGUGUAUUUUAACAAAGUAGUAUUUUUAUACUGCGUUUUCUCUAUUAAAAAUUAACAGAUAAUAUUU